This is a messenger RNA of Megalopta genalis, 2712 nucleotides long. The record is from RefSeq and is a predicted model, not a curated record. NCBI's taxonomy places the organism in Eukaryota, Metazoa, Arthropoda, Insecta, Hymenoptera, Halictidae.
CGUAUACGCGCGUAUACAUGUUUCUGCCGGAUGAACACAGUAUACGCGAAUGAGUAACGCUGUACGCAUUGCGAUGCAUUGGUUUCCUAGCUGUGCGUUCAACAGUUUAUGCACAACCAUCGCUAACGCCGUUCACCGGCAAACGUAAGAACUAAUCUGUACCCCUUCCAUCCUCUGGUCAUCUUAUCCACGUUUCUAUCAAUAUUAUGUGUACAUACUUGCAGACAUAUUACGCUACCUAGUGCGUACUUACACCUUUAGGCACAUGUGAUUAAUCGAACGUUUAGGAAUGUAUUUUGGACGUACGAGUUGUAUACGAUGACUCAUUUUAUGUCAAUAUUAAAAACAAUUCAAAGAAAACGCAUAAACUGACAUGAACAACUCAGCGAUCGCAUCCGUACCGUACAAGAUACGAACCUGCAUUUUUCGUUGAUUUUAUAUUAAUCAUUAUCGUAUACAUAAAUAGAUUAAUGAAAAGAAACUAUGCGUUAUUGUUCAUUAUUAGAGAUUAUGUAGUAUACAUAAGUAUAUUACGACACAUUUAUUCGGGCAUAACAUAAAGUUUCUUCUUAUACGGUGCGAGCAUCGAGGGGUUUAUCGUUACCGACUACAUAUGCAACUACAUAAUAAUACGUGGAUACAAGUUUAAGUGGUUACGUUUAUAAACGCAAUCAACUAUACGGAACUGAAGAAACAGGCCUACGUGAUCACGAUAUACAUAUUGCACAUCGUUGUUAAAUGAAAGAAAAAUUCUCUUUAUUCGAAGGUAUGCAAAUUGCUCGGUGGUACUCAACAUGAAUCAAAAUCAUCGAGAAACGAUAGAUUUUUACUGCGAACAUAUAGUAUCUAGGAUCAAUUUAAACACCUUAUGGCCAAAAUUAUUGGAAAAUAAAAUUUUUAAUAGAGACGAUGUAAACGUACCACGUUGGAAGGAGAAUCUUACGGACAAAUCAACCGUACGAGAGAUAUACUUGACAAUUAAAACAAGAGGGCCGUACGCGUUCAACCGUUUCGUCGCGAGUCUAAAACAAAGCGGACACGAGAGUUUGGCUGAUAUCUUGGAAGGAAGAAAAUCUUCGUUUCCGGAUAACGAAGGAAACGUUAACGAGGAAAACGUUAUAAACAAAGGGGCUGUUGGUCAAAGAAAUUUUCGAUGUAAUACAGAAAGGGUACCAGACAAUUUUUUUUAUGAUAUACAAUUGUCAAACAUUCCUUUACAAAUUCAAGUACGGAAGGCUACAGAAUUUUUGGACGGACCUGUCUAUGAAAAUGUUGAAAGAUACCCGAUGCGAAGUAAACCUCGUGGACUGGUUUUAAUAAUUACAAACAUUCAUUACAAGUAUUCUCAUAAAGAAGCUAGAAGUUCGGCAGCCCACGACGAAGAGAAUAUCAAACAUCUUUUCGAAGAAAUGGGCUUUCAAGUCGUUUCUCAUUUUAAUUUAACAAAAGAGCAAUUUGUGGAAAAAGUCAGAGAGUUUUCCCAACAAAAACAUUUAAGGAAAGUUGAUUCUUGCUUCGUUAUCAUUAGUAGCCACGGUAACGUAAAUUCCCAAUACGAGGUCACCGAAAUCGAAUGUGUGGAUAAUAAUCCUGAGAGCGAUCUACAAAAUGCCAAAACCGUUUUAUGCAAGGAUAUUUUGGAAUACUUUACCGCGGAGGCAUGUCCUCGACUUGCCGGAAAACCAAAAGUCUUUAUUUUUCAAUUAUGCAGAGGGGAGAAAAUACAGAAAUCCGUGAAAGAACCGCGGCACACAACAGAUAUUAGUAAUUUUCAUUCGAUCGACGAAAUGAUCAGUCCUAAAGUGAAUUGUAACGAGACGAUAAGAAAUUACGAGGAUAUAAUAGUAGCCCAGGCUACUCUUCCGGGAUACGUCGCCUUUCGAGAUAAAAUAACUGGCAGUUGGUUCAUCCAAAUUUUGUGCGAAGUAUUUAUGAAUUAUGCGUGGCAAUCUCAUCUUCAGGACUUAUUCACUAUGGUGGACGCGCGACUAAAAAUACAGAGAACGACAAAGGAGGAGUGUCAGACUUUGACGGUAACAUUAAUAGGAUUCAACAAACAUUGCUUCCUAAACCCGGGCCUUUUCGAAGAAACAUAGUUGAAAGCGUUCGUGAUCGAGUAGCCGUUGAAACACAUUUACAAAUCGAUUAUUUUUCUAUUCGCUUAUCACGAAACAUCGAUAGAAUCCGAUAAUCUAAAGAUUCAUCGAUCGAGUUAGAAUUACACCCCUUUUAUAUUUUUUUAUUAGAUUUUAUAAAAUGAAUCGACAAAUAUAUUUAUAAAUUCGUAUACGCAAUCUGCAGAUAAUUCUUAUAAAUCCGCAUGCAAGAAAUCGUUUGUUUUUGUUAAAAACCGAUACGAUAUAGUCGUACAUGUACGAUGGAUGCCGUCAUGGGGAAUAGAUUAGUCUUUAACAGAAUUAAGCAAAGCGUGCACGUUGCUGCUGAAGAAGUUGAAGAAAAAUGUUGCUGUUGGUGAGUAGAAAUACCGAUAAGAAUUCAAUCGGAAAACCAUCCAACAUUUAGAUGUAUACGGAUGUUAUCGAAUUAUUUUUGGUACCACAACCACAUAAUCCUAAUUGAUGGGUGUUUGAAAUUAAAAACAUCUACAAUUUUUCUCGUGAAUCCUUAUCAUUUAUGUUGUAAUGAUUUUACAGAUGCAAAUUACAAAUUACAUGCUUAACUAUAUUCCAAUAAAUCAGUUAGACGAAAGCA